AUGGUGCACAUGAAUGUCCUGGCUGAUGCUCUCAAGAGAAUUAACAAUACUGAAAAGAGAGGCAAAUGCCAGGUUCUUAUCAGACCGUCGUCCAAAGUCAUCAUCCAGUUUCUAACUGUGGUGAUGAAACAUGGUUACAUUGGCAAAUUUGAAAUUAUUGAUGACUGCAGAACUGGGAAAACUGUUGUGAACCUCACAGGAAGGUUGAACAAGUGUGGAGUAAUCAGCCCCAGAUUUGAUGUGCAACUCAAAGAUCUAGAAAAAUGGCAGAACAAUCUGCUUCUGUCCCAUCAGUUUGGUUUCAUUGUUCUAACAACCUCAGCAGGUAUCAUGGACCAUGAAGGAGAAAGAUGA
Molecule: messenger RNA, 354 nt
Organism: Pteronotus mesoamericanus
Lineage: Eukaryota; Metazoa; Chordata; Mammalia; Chiroptera; Mormoopidae
Product: 40S ribosomal protein S15a-like
Exons: 1
Coding region: 1-354 (117 amino acids)
Biological process (GO): translation
Cellular component (GO): ribosome; cytosolic small ribosomal subunit
Molecular function (GO): structural constituent of ribosome
Source: RefSeq, a predicted model, not a curated record